CCCCUGGCGCUGCGCGUCUUCACCGGGGGAGACUCUUCAUUCGUGUGCAGUCACUUCUGUGGGAACCGUCCGGCUGAGAGCAGAGCACGCUCCACAAACACAAACAUGGCCUCGCCAAGGACAAUAACUAUUGUAGCUCUGUCUUUUGCACUCGGCUUGUUCUUCGUGUUCAUGGGAACCAUCAAGCUCACGCCGAGACUUAGCAAAGACGCGUACAGUGAGAUGAAAAGAGCAUAUAAGAGCUAUGCCAAGGCAUUGCCAGGCCUGAAAAAGAUUGGGAUCAGCUCAGUCCUACUGCGUAAGAUCAUUGGCUCUCUGGAGGUGGGCUGCGGCGUGGUGCUCACCCUUGUCCCGGGCAGACCAAAGGAUGUGGCCAACUUUCUGCUGCUGCUGGUCAUGCUGGCUGUCCUGUUCUUCCACCAGCUAGUAGGAGACCCCCUGAAGCGGUAUGCCCACGCUCUAGUCUUUGGUAUUCUGCUCACCUGCCGAUUGCUUAUUGCCCGUCAGGGUGAUGAGCGGCCAGAGCGAGAGGACAGCAGAGAGGAACAGCACAUUAAUGAUCAGGAAAAGAACAAGGUCAAGCAGUCUUAAGAUCUUCUUCCACUUUGGUCUAAGACACAGCAAAGGGAACCUGGUGCACCUCUAUGGAUUGUAGUAAUUCAAAUUUUGAAGGAAGCAGUCACUCACAGUAAUAACAGCCCUCACACGUCCCUCUCCUCAUCCAGCGGGUGGACUGAAAACUCUCACCUUCUCCUCUACACUCUUAAUGUGAAACUGAGAACUCCUGAUCCAUAAAUCCUCUACAUAACUGUGGACAAUCGUACCUGUGAAAACACCAAUGAGCUCAGCUCAUUUUAAUAAUAGUCCAUCCAUUUUCCCCUGUUUAUUCUAGUCUUACACUGUUUAAAAUGUUUGUUUUGAUAUUGGUUGAAUUUGUUUUAUGUUGCAUGUUGAGCUGAGAAUGCUGUUUUUCAUGAAAGGGUCUCCGUCGCUUGUUUUUCUAAUUUGUUUUUAUACUGUAAGUAAGACAGACUGAUGAGUUAUGAAUUUCGAUAUUACAAGCAUGCUUCAUUUGGUCGAGACAAUAACACAUAAACCAAAAAGAGCAUUAUUUAAACGUUUUGUACUAAUCUUACAUUGACAUGUAUUACAUAUCCACAGUGUUAACAGAAGGCUAUUGCUAAAUAUGUACUUUUCAUCUCAGUAAAGUUUUUGAGUACACAUGAAAUAAGUUGAAUCCCCCCUGGUUCUGUUUCCUCACUGAAGUUGUUUAUCUGUCAAGGACACAAGUUGUUGCCUCACGUCUGCUGCUAGCUUGUGCAGCAGAAGCUAUCCAAAUAAUAAUUUUGCCUGUUAAAAUGUGAAUUUUGUCUUUUUUUUUUAUUUGCAUUUUACUAUAUGUAUAUUAAUAUACUGUCUCCCAACGGGUCUGCUCAUCUGUUUUGUUUUCUGGAGAAAAAAAAAGAAGGUCAUUCCUUUUUAAAAAGUCUUGCUUUAGGAAUAAAAUGCUGUCAUUUGAAAUUCAUAAUAUUUCUGUAAGUGAUACACUUGAAAUAAAGAAUUGGAGGUAA
Messenger RNA from Solea solea (common sole), 1571 nucleotides. It is a transcript of the gene tmem35, whose product is annotated as transmembrane protein 35. Lineage: Eukaryota; Metazoa; Chordata; Actinopteri; Pleuronectiformes; Soleidae. The coding region runs from base 106 to 591 and encodes 161 amino acids. The record is from RefSeq and is a predicted model, not a curated record. Gene Ontology annotation, molecular function: acetylcholine receptor regulator activity. The transcript is spliced from 2 exons. Gene Ontology annotation, cellular component: endoplasmic reticulum. Gene Ontology annotation, biological process: chaperone-mediated protein complex assembly; positive regulation of protein localization to cell surface.